GGGCACCGGUUUACCUAUCUUGCUACGCGCCUGAAAUUUUUUAAAUACGGAUGGCUGAACAACCAGUAUCGUUUAUUUUAUCUUGCUUUAACACAGUAACUGUGUCAGAGAAAAUGGCGACAGAUGGGCGAUUAACUCGUUCAAAACAAUAUUUAUCAGACAUAAAUAUUGCUUGUGUUCCGUGUAGGAGUAGGAUAAAGAGGGGAAAGACGAAUAGAGGUGUUAAAUAUUGUAUGGACUGCCAAGAGUUUUUGUGUACUGUAUGCGUGAAUAAACACAACAGUGUUUCUGUUUUCGCUGGACAUUCUUUACUUGAUAGGUCAAAAUUUAGAACAUUAGGCGGAUCAAAAGACGAACACACUGCGUCUUUGCGAACAAAGAGACACAAUUUACAUUCAACGAAGGUAUUGGACGGAGAUCAAAAGAGACGUUCAGACAAGCGCCAAAGGGAUAAGCCAGUAGAACCAAGAACCAAGUUAUAUACAUUUGAACAUGUAGGCACAUACAACAUAUUUCUACCUAAAAAGAAAGAAAUCAGUCAGGUAUGGUCAUUAUGCAUACUUGAUUCUUGUGACAUACUUAUUGCUGACCGUUAUAACAAUAAUUUGAAACUUCUAGAUGGCAAAACAUACCGAAUUAAAGAAAAAGUUGAGCUUUCUGAUACACCUAAUUCUGUUUGUAAAGGUCGGACACAUGAGGCAAUAGUCGCUUUAGAAAAUGAAGGCAUACAAUUCGUAUCUACGAAGAAGAAUCUUGUUCUUACCAAUAUAUUAAGGAUGGAUCAUAUUUGCUUGGGUGUUUGUAUGAUUUCUUCGAAUAUAUAUGUCACUGACGGUAAAAACAGAAAUAUUUUUAAGUAUGACUUGGAAGGAAAGCUACUAAAGACAAUUUCUGGAGAAACAAUAUUUGGGUGGAACCAAUUUUUAGUAGCCAGUGACGAUGGAAAAGCUCUGUUUGUAACUGAUAGGGACGAAGGAUUGGUAAAAAUGGAUCUUGAAGGCAAUGUCAUCUGGAAACUACCAGAAAAUGCUUUUGGAGAAGCAUUCAACUUAUGCACAGACGGAUUUGAAAAUAUUUUCGUUGCUUGUAAUGAUUCUUGUAAUGUAGUUCAAGUAACAUAUGAUGGAGAGUGUCUAGGAAGGGUGGUGAAAGACAAGUUUAGGACUGAUGCCACGGGGAUUUGUUUCGACAGAAAUACAUCGAAACUUGUUGUUGGAGAAAUGGAUGGGAGCAGGAUACAUGUUUAUUCGGUGAGGUAGGAAAAUGACAAUCGUAGAAGAACUUCACAGCUCGUGUUUGGUUAAAUAAUAUAAAAUUAACAAAAUUUGGUAAGAAAUACAAACGUGCAUUAGCACAGUUCAGAAGUGGUAUUGCACCUAUUGUACUAGAGUAAUAAUGUUAUUAUUGUCACCCUCUCGAGGAACGUCUCUGUUUCCAUUGGCAGAUAAAAAGCACUUCUUCACUGUCCUAUUAAUAAUUGAUUAUGAUUUGAUUCUACAAUCAUAGCUGAACAAGUAAAUGAAAAUCUUUCUGACACCGAGACAGAUUCUGUCGAUUUAAAUUAACAGUUUUCUAGAUAGAAUAAAAAAGAAGAUUAAAUUUAUAUGAAACAUCUAAACAAUAUUUGAUGAUAAGAUUUAUUUCCUACAUUUUUUGUGUACAUGUAUAUGUUUUUGCUUGUACGGAUACGCUUAAUGUCAACUUGAAACAACCAGAAAACAUAUAUAAUUUGGCAUUUUAAACAUUGCAGUAUAAAAGUGGUAUGCGAAAGGUACUUAUCAAACAUUUUUAAAUGUGUUUUCGAAAAUUCAAGCGUCAAUUAAACCAACGUUCUUUUUAGGCAAAACUAAAAUUUGCUUAUUCCCUGCACAAAUAUGUACAGACAGUCACAUGAAUAUUGCUAUGUUUGUGUUGAAGAUUGAAUACCGUGAAACCGGUCCUUGGGGAUGAGAGAGAUGUUGCAAUUUCCAUUGUCAUCAUCAACAGACUCAAUUAAACCAAGUCUUAACUUUCAUAUACUUCCGUUGUUUUAUUUGCUUUCGAGGGAUCAUUCAUUUUCCAAAGUUUAAUAUGAGAUGUAUUAUUUUGUUGUAAGUAAUUAGAAUUUCAUAAUUGUCACGGUUCAGAACUGUUCACUAUUUAGGGGAGAAAAUGUGUAAGCGGCCGGAUAGCUCAGUCGGUAGAGCCGCGGAACGUUGUUCCGAGGGUCCCGGGUUCGAGUCCCGGUCAGGCUGCACAAUUUUCUCAACCAACAACGUGGGGCCAUGACUGGAUAUAGUUCAGAGUUUAAUUUACAUUACUCUGUAACUCUGUGAAAUUCGAGGUAUAGCAGGGGAGUAUGUCACGGUUCAGAACUGUUCACUAUUUAGGGCUGAUGCACAAUUUUCUCACCUUGUGACAUAAUCUUUCAUAAAUCAUAACGAAUGGCAACAAUACGUUAUGAAUGUUUUAAAGUUUUAAACACCAAUGGCAGAAAUAUAUGUUAACACGUUACUGUAACUCUACCAAAUAUAAGUCACAACACAUGAAUGGUUAUGUGACUUAAUUGUAACUUAAUGGAUGAUAUUAGAUGAUGAAUGUUUAAGGAUUUUGUUUACGUAUUUGUAUUACAUUUAAAAAAUGAUAGAAUCAAUUUUUAAAUUAUUGUAGGCUGGUGCCUAAUUAUUUGAAACUAAGGCAUUCAGGCUAAAAGUAUUGAACAUCGAAUAUUACAUAAAUCAUCUUUUGUCUGCUGUAAAAAUCCACGAUUAAUUAUAUUUAUUUUCAGCAUUGUAUUAUGCUUAAUGCAAAAUAAGCUAUUAGUAUUAGUUAAUUUGUGAGUUAAUAUUUGGAUGUUAAUACAUGAAAAAUUUGUACUAAUA
Ruditapes philippinarum (Manila clam) is the source of this 2861-nucleotide messenger RNA. RefSeq lists its product as uncharacterized. The record is from RefSeq and is a predicted model, not a curated record. NCBI's taxonomy places the organism in Eukaryota, Metazoa, Mollusca, Bivalvia, Venerida, Veneridae. The transcript has 2 exons. Bases 51 to 1259 code for a protein of 402 amino acids.